AUGGGUCAAUUACAGUUUUUGGCGGCUCUGCUGAGCGUCUUGCCACAGAUCGGUUACUCUAAGCCAGUGGAAUCUCAUUAUCCUCCUUCAACAAAGCCUUUGCAAUCCCGACAAUUCUCUAAUAAUCUCGGCGCUGUGGCCUGCGAGAGUGAAAUAUGCAGCACCAUUGGAGUGAACAUCCUUCGAGAUGGAGGUAACGCAGCUGAUGCUAUGGUCGCAACAGUUCUUUGUGUUGGAACAGUUGGCAUGUAUCAUUCUGGUAUUGGCGGAGGAGGUUUCAUGCUUAUCCAUAAACCAAAUGGAAAGAAUGAGUCUUCAGCUUAUGAGUUCGUUGAUUUCCGAGAGAUGGCGCCUGCGGCUGCGACAGAGGAUAUGUUCAAGAAGAAUGUGAAUGAGAGUAUCUACGGCGGCAAAGCUAGUGGUGUCCCAGGAGAAUUACGUGGUCUUGAGCAUUUGCACAAGAAAUAUGGCAGUCUACCCUGGUCUGACCUCGUCCAGCCAGCUAUCAAGGUCGCACGCUAUGGCUUCCCCGCUAACAACGAUACCAUGUCAUUCAUGAAGAGGACCUACACAAAAUCUGAAAACGAGAGUUUCUUGGUCAACGAUCCAGCCUGGGCGAUUGAUUUUGCACCUUCUGGCAAACUUGUCCAGGUUGGUGAGAAGCUCACCCGAAGAAGAUUUGCGGAUACUCUUGAAGCCAUCGCCGGUGGUGGAGCAGAUGUUUUCUACGAAGGCCCCAUAGCUGACGCUAUGAUUCGAACUCUUCAACGGGAGAAGGGUAUCAUGACAACUGAUGAUCUGAAGAAUUACACUGUUGAGAUUCGCGAACCUUCUCAGAUUAACUACCGGGGUGGAAAGGUUACUAGUGGCUCAGCUCCUUCCAGCGGUGCUGUAGUUGCGGCAACUCUGAAUAUUCUGGAGGGAUAUGACUUCCUUGGCGAUCCCAGCCGAGUCAACGAUAGUGCUUAUUAUCUUGAUGAAGCGUUCAAGUUCAGCUACGGCAUGAGAACGAACUUGGGAGAUCCAAGCUACGUCGAUGAUAUGGCCAAGUACCAAUCGGAGAUGUACUCCAGUGCCACCGGCCAGGAAGUCAGAGCCAAACUCGAAGGAAGUCCUCUCGAGCUCAAGGAGUACGAUCCCGAAGGCCUCGAAAGCUUAGACACACCCGGAACUUCACACAUCGUCGCCAUGGAUUCAUCCGGUCUCGCAAUCUCUCUCACCACAACCAUCAACCUAAACUUUGGCUCCCAAGUAAUCAUCCCCGAAACAGGCGUAAUCAUGAACAACGAAAUGAACGACUUCAGCAUCCCUGGCGAAUCCAACCAAUUUGGCUUUAUCCCCAGCGAAGCAAACUUCAUCCGGCCUGGCAAACGUCCACUUUCUAGCAUCAGCACAACCAUAGUCGAAGGACCCGACGGCCAAGUGUCUCUCGUCACAGGUUCUGCAGGCGGGAGUAGAAUCAUCACUGCUACUGCGCAGGUUGUGCUCAACGCUAUUGAUAAGAACAUGACUGUAGCGGAAGCUCUUGCUGCUCCGAGAUUGCACGACCAGCUUGUUCCCAGACGGGUUACUUUUGAGUAUGCUUUUGAUAACUCUACAGUGGCUUAUUUGGAAGGUAUUGGAAACAAUGUUACGUGGGUUGCGCCGGGACAGAGUACUGCGCAGGCUUUGAGAAGGUUGAUGAAUGGGACUUUUGAGGCUGCUGGUGAGCCGCGACAAGUGAACUCUGGCGGUUUCUCGACUUGA
Fusarium coffeatum is the source of this 1746-nucleotide messenger RNA. RefSeq lists its product as uncharacterized. The record is from RefSeq and is a predicted model, not a curated record. Gene Ontology annotation, molecular function: glutathione gamma-glutamate hydrolase. Gene Ontology annotation, cellular component: plasma membrane. The transcript is spliced from 3 exons. Gene Ontology annotation, biological process: glutathione catabolic process. The coding region runs from base 1 to 1746 and encodes 581 amino acids. NCBI's taxonomy places the organism in Eukaryota, Fungi, Ascomycota, Sordariomycetes, Hypocreales, Nectriaceae.